Messenger RNA from Porites evermanni, 1020 nucleotides. NCBI's taxonomy places the organism in Eukaryota, Metazoa, Cnidaria, Anthozoa, Scleractinia, Poritidae. The record is from the annotation of a GenBank genome assembly.
UACUAUUGGUGUCACACCAACAAUUAUUUCUUUAACCGCUGGGAUGAGUUUGGCCCGGUGUGGAACAACACAAAUUAUAUCACUUCCACAUACGGAGCACUGUGCUAUGAUCAGUGUGCUACCAGGGGAUAUAAAUACUACUGGUGCCACACGAGGAAAGGUUGGGACUACUGCUCGCCAAGACCGAAUACGGAUUACCAAAAUAACCCGUGCGAGGCCACUCACCCCUGCACCAAGCACGAUAAGAGUUACUACUGGUGCAACUUAGAGAAGGGUGGCUCAGGCUACUGCGGCCUCCAGACUCCCAAGACGUCGUUUUUCAGGAGUUCAAAGUACAAAGAGUUGUGCAGAGACAACUGCGAAUACGACAGCCAAAAAGGGUACUACUUUUGCUACACAAGUAAGGGCCGGGACUACUGCUCUCUUUGGCCUGAUGUAACCUAUAAGGACGUUUCCUGUCGAGACGACCACUCUUGUGACCUACAUGGCGAGAACUACUACUGGUGUAAAACCAAAGACUCCUGGGACUACUGUGGCGUGGUCGAGGGGUUCGAGUGCCAGUGCAGCCACGGGUUAAGGACCAAGCGGCAGGUGCAAGAACACGUCUUGUGUCGUUGCGUGGACCUUGGGAACAGGCGGCAGGUCGAUUUUUACAUUAAUCCUGAUACAAAGAUAGCCGGAGAAGGGACACAGUUCCGGAAUGACAUCAAGAAGAUAAUCUCAAGGUGGAACAAUACUUUCCUGACCACCAAACAGAAAACGUUGCUUUCUGAGAAGAAUUUUCGCAUCGACAUGCAGGGCAUGGUCAACCGGGAGAACCAGCCGUACUACAACGUACAGAUACAAAGGAACGGGAAUAAGAAAAAGGGAGAAGGCACAACUUACUCCCAAGUGCUGGUUCCUAAAGACCUAACGGGGGUCCCAACUCGAUACGUACGGAAUGCGUUACUUGAGAGUUACCAAAAAUCAGCCGGAGUCACUAUAAAAGUCUCCCGGCUUCAACGCCGGAGGCGAGAAUAG